UUGUUGAAGUGGGCGCAGAAGCAGCCCCUCGGUCAAAAAGCACAAAACCAAGAGAUCAAGCAACACCCAACUCUGGCGGCAUAGAGCACCAACGUACGCCCGACAAUCCACCGUCGUGCAGCCCCAAGAUCGCAACCUCCAUAGUAUCAUGCCUCCCACGGUGAUUGCAACGGGCGACAAGGUAGACGAGAUCACCUCCGUAGUCCAGGGCUACUACGACUGCGACAACGUCUUCAACUUCUACCGGCAGGUGGGUACAACAAUGCUACCGUUGGGCGUCGGUGGUGCGCGCUUUCCGCAUCUUUACGGAUUGAUCAUCGGUAUUUUGCGCACCUUCAACCACAGCGGGUAGGAGGGUCGAGGCAGGGUAUUUUUUCAUUGCACACGGCACAUGACACUAAUGAGGGGCUUCUCCACAAGCUCUCCCGGCAAUUGUUGGCAUCAUUGACCCACAGCAGAGGACCCCCGAGGACCUUUGGUUGUGAGUUUGAGAACCAACCGACCAUCCUCGUCUCCGCGAUGAAGUUAAAUUCGUCCAUCUGCUGUCGCUCCGCAUCAAAGUAAGUGCGGACCACAACUCAGCGCCCACAUACAUGCGCACACGUCAAACGAUACGUGUAUUGCCUUCGGCGUCUGUGCUGUGUUUCUUUUUUUUCAUGUCUUCCCUGCCUACUCUGCUGUGAUGGGUACCUUCAUCUCGCUUUUGCUGUUGCUUUUGUUUUUGUGCUACAUCUGGCUGUCUGCCCAUCUGCCGCCUCUUUGUCCUGUUUGCUCCGUUACUCCCACACCCUGGUGCGUAGUGACUGGUGCUGGUACUUUUUUUAUUUUUAUCCGUUGAUAUUUUCUUUAGGCGGGUGUGGAAGGGAAGCGUCCUUUAUAUUUGUUUUGUUUUAGUCUAUGCAUACUUUGAUCGGUUUCCGAGGGCCUUUUCUCGAACGGUCGGUGUGGUACCUGUUCUUUCCUUUCCAUUAUUUUGUUUUCUUUCUCCGAGUGGUUUGUACCCUAUUUUUGUUUUCUUUCCCCGCGGCGUCAAUGUGCCGGGUUUGGAGACCACGGGCUCCCCAUUAUUGUGGACUAGUCUAGUCUAGACUAUGGAGCUAAUGUGAGAAACAACAACAAGAAACAGCAAAACAUGGCAGCAGGCUGGCGCCCCGGUGUAGCAAGGUCAUGUAGGAUCAUGGGUGCUAAUCAGGGCAUUGCUGUUGUUUGCAUAGCGGCCAAAUGGUCGGGUUGUACAUUGUGGUGCCGCGCGACCUACAUUAUCUCGACCUACAUUACCUGUGUUCAUUAAUUGUGGUCUAUAUACUCUCCCUUCUUCCCCUCGC
Molecule: messenger RNA, 1325 nt
Organism: Ectocarpus sp. CCAP 1310/34
Lineage: Eukaryota; Phaeophyceae; Ectocarpales; Ectocarpaceae
Source: the annotation of a GenBank genome assembly